AUGGUAGUCGGAAAGGCGAAGAGAGACCAGUCUUUGGAGGAGUUGCGGGAACACAUCCACAGAUACUACAUACCGUUAGGUCGUCAGUUCAUGGUGCUGUUCCCUGAAGGUGGAUUUCUCCAUAAGAGGAGGGAGGUCAGCCAGAGGUUUGCCGAGAAGAACAAUUUACCGAAACUGGAAUAUGUCUCGCUGCCGAGGGCCGGUGCGAUGAAGGUCAUAAUGGAAGAAGUUGGCCCACGCAGAGACGAAGGAGCUAGCACUUCCAAGGAGAAUUCAAAAAGAGAUAACAAUUGCAACCAGAACAACGUGAAAAAGAUUGUCGACACAAAAGCCGGUGACAGCAUAGAGUGGAUACUGGAUGUCACCAUCGCAUAUCCAGAUCGCAUCCCGCUGCAUCUUCAGGAUAUAGUGUGCGGCACCAGGCCACCCUGCGCCACUCACCUACAUUAUAGGCUGUAUCCAAGCAGUGAGGUUCCAUCGGACGUUGAAGGAAUGACUCAAUGGCUGUACGACAGGUUCAUUGAGAAGGACAAAAUGCUCGAAGAGUUCUAUCGCACUGGCCAGUUCCCAACCAGGGGGAACAACACAAUGGUGCGACAAGUACGUCAGGACAACCUGCGCUACGUGAUACUGCAUUUAUUCUUCAUAGCGUCAACCUUCUUACAGUACAAGAUCUUUUGUGAACUAUGGAGCUACCUCUGG
Iphiclides podalirius (scarce swallowtail) is the source of this 702-nucleotide messenger RNA. The record is from the annotation of a GenBank genome assembly. NCBI's taxonomy places the organism in Eukaryota, Metazoa, Arthropoda, Insecta, Lepidoptera, Papilionidae.